This is a messenger RNA of Triticum aestivum (bread wheat), 4317 nucleotides long. RefSeq names its product MEIOTIC F-BOX protein MOF. The transcript is spliced from 5 exons. The record is from RefSeq and is a predicted model, not a curated record. The coding region runs from base 284 to 1483 and encodes 399 amino acids. Lineage: Eukaryota; Viridiplantae; Streptophyta; Magnoliopsida; Poales; Poaceae. Gene Ontology annotation, molecular function: protein binding.
AUGUGCUCUCGGGCGCAUGCGCAGAUAUUUUGCAUAUCCGGUUGUGACCGCCGACACCCACGAGUUUCGAGAAAGUACACGGCAGUCCCAUCCAUCCCUUUCCCCGUUCACUGCCACUGCCUCCGCCCGUCUGACGACUCGCGACGGCCGGACCUGCCGGCGGCCGGCCAACGGCGAGGCGCCGCCGCCGCCGCCGCAAGGUAUCCGUCCAUCCCGCCCCGUCCUCUCCACCACCGCCACGCCGUCCUGACGAUCCUCCGCCUCGCACCGCAGCGCCGCCGGAAUGCCUCCAGGGAAGAGGCACGGGAGCGCGCCGCCGCCGGUGCGCGGCGCGGACCGCAUCGGCGCGCUCCCGGACCCCAUCCUGCAGCACGUCCUCUCCUUCCUCCCGGCGCAGGCGGCCGUGCGGACGUGCGUGCUGGCCCGGCGCUGGCGCCACCUCUGGAGAUCCACCAGGGGCCUGCGCUUCGUGGGCCUCGACGGCGCGGACGCCGUCCAGGGCCUCCGCAAGUUCAUGGACCACCUGCUGGUCCUGCGCGACCGCGCCGCCGACCUGGACGCCGUCGAGAUCAGGUUCGACCGGUUCUCGGUGGCCGACGACGAGGCCUACGUGAACCUCUGGACCCGCUUCGCCGUCACGAGCAAGGUCCGCGACCUCACCGUCCACAUCGGCGCCUCCUCGUACCUCGACCUCGACAACCUGCCCCUCGUCUCCCAGCACCUGCGGGUCAAGAACCUCGACGGCCUAAGCCUGCAGCAGAAAUUUCUUGAUCUCGCCGGCUGCCCGGCGCUGGAGGUUCUGAAUAUGCAGCAUUGCGACAUCAGUGUUGGUAGGAUAUCGUCCCGUUCCCUGAAGCAUUUGAGCCUCAGAAGCUGCCGCUCCAACUCCAAUUGCUGGGUCCAUGUCUCUGCCCCGGGCCUUGCCUCUCUGGUGCUGGUUAGAUUCGGGGGCACAACCCCUUUUCUUGAGAACAUGGCGCUGCUGGAGACCGCGCGGCUUGAUCUUAGCGAUGACUUCGAUGUCUGUUUCGAUUACGACUCCGAUGAGAAUUCUGUUCCUUUCAAUAAAGAUGACAGUGGCGAUUCUGUGCUCCUGGCUGCUCUCUCAGGUGCUAAACAUCUGGAGCUGGUAUCUGCAUUUCAAAAUUUCGUUUUCAGAAGAGAUUUGAGGCAGUGCCCUACAUUCAGCAAGUUAAAGACUGUAUUACUCAGUGAGGACUGGUCUGAGGCUCCUGACUUGGAUGCACUAGCUUGCGUUCUGAAACACUCACCAGUUCUAGAGAAGCUCACUCUUCAACUCUUUACCAACAAGGGACCAAAACAAGAAAUGAAAAUGAAAGGAAGCUACAGUUCAGCGGAGAGAUCGGCUGCAAUAUCAGAGCACCUUAAAGUAGUUGAAGUCCAGUGUAAUGUGGUCAAUCAGGGAGUUUUCAAAGUUUUGAAGUUCCUCUGUGCAUUUAAUAUACGAUUCAGUUUUGAGUAGGGGUGAGAAGAUGUGGGGUGUCAGUUGAUCUGCCAUCCCUUUGCUAUUCAGAAAUGCGAUGCUGAAUAAGUACUCCUAUACACAUUGUGACAAGGUUUCCAUCUUCUUCUUUUUUGCAUGUGUGUCUGAUACCAGUUCUGUCAGUUUGUUCUAGCCAAAAGAGACGAGAAUAAUGUUGCACAUGAGAUUGCUGCUUUUGUUCGUAGAACCAGGAGCUGGAGCUGUUUGGAGCUCUGCCGUUCCUGAUCAUACAUAUAGCUCAUGUAAUCAACACUGAUUGUAACUAUCUUGUCACUUGUACUGAAUAAAUAUCUCUUUCGGCCCUAAAAAAACAAUUCUACCCAGGAACGGUGUACAUCACACAUAUUGUUAGAGCGGAUCAAGUAGACUUGUACACGUAUUGUGCUGUUGUCCAUAUCGAAUGCGUACAAGUCUACUUGGCCCGCUCUAACAAAUAUAUCCAGAUCCAUGAAGCACAAAGAAACAAUCCAUGUCAGUACAAUACAUUCUGGAAGCAUGGUCUUCACAAAAGACCAAUCACAGUUGAGAACAAGAAUCAUGUUGCACACACUGAUGCAGAAGAUCUAUGUUAUCUAGUUCGGGCUGAAAAGUAUCCAGUAGAACAAGUGGCAGCGCUCUGGGAUUCGAGGCUGGGCACGCCGGAGGCCCGCAACGCUAUUAUCCAGCUCAGACUGCGACGGCCGCGGUGUGUGGCGAAGGUCUUGGCACCAUUUGUGGUCAUGCUUGAGAUAAGGCGUGAAAAUUGCAGGUGAGAUGCAAGUUUGUGGAUGUGAUGCCUCUGUAAAAGGGUUUUAAACCCCUGGGACCUGAGCUGAGCACCCAACAUUCCAACUCACGCUUCAGAGCUCACGCACCGCAGCACCUGGCAAAGACGCAUGCAAGAAGAAAGGCUGCCGUUUUGUGCGACCUGGACGAGCAAAGGUGCCUACUCUUAUCCUCCUGUUCUGAUUAGUAAACAUUUUUGGCUUCUGUCUUGCUGUCGGGCUUGUCUUCGUCGUUACUGUCGUGUGUGAGGUAGUAUUAAAUAGUACUGUACUUCACAAAUUUUAACCUCUGUGCACUAAUCUGUGUUUUGAUUUUCGGUUUGAGCUUUUUUUCGCCCUAGGCCGAGAUGGCCGAAUUUCGGCUGUUUUCAAAAAUUUCGGCUGAAAUUUGACCAAAUUUUGACUGCAAUUUGACUUAAAUUUGACCAAAAUUUACCAACUUUGACCAAUUUCGGCCUAAAGUUACUUUCCGCCCCAGGAUAGCGAAAUUUACCAACUUUGACCAAUGUCAUCCAACAACUUCAUCGGUCAAAUUCCAAGUUCUCUUGGUAGGCUUGGGAUGUUGAGUUAUCUAAACCUUCAGACAAACAAGCUCGAGACCAAGGAUAGCGAAAGCUGGGAAUUCAUAGGGGCCUUAAGCAACUGUAGUUACCUGCAGACUCUCGGACUAGGUGAAAAUAGGUUACAAGGAGCUAUACCAACUUCUAUUGGUAAGAUGUCACCCGAACUUCAACUGCUAGGGCUGGAAGCAAACGAACUGUCAGGUGCCUUAACAUAUCUAGAUUUAUCUAACAACAUGCUCGAGGGCCCGAUUGAAGGGUGGGUUGGAAAGCUGAAACGUCUAAACGUUAUAGCUCUUGGCGGGAAUAGUUUCACUGGCCCAAUGCCUCCUCUAUUGGUAGUCUUACUAAGUUAGUAGAGAUCUAUAUAGCAGAAAACGAGCUUUGAGGUCGGGUACCACCUAGUAUGGGUAACCUUACCAUGCUCACGAAGUUGAACCUUAGUUAUAACGACCUACAGGGUAACAUUCCUAGAGAGAUUUUCCACAUCACCUCUGCACUGACAGAAUGUAUAUUAUCCUACAACAAUUUACAUGGCACAAUACCGACAGAGGUCGGUAAUCUUAAACAACUCGUUUCACUGCAUCUCUCAUCCAACAAACUUUCUGGGGAAGUUCCUGGUGCUUUGGGUGAAUGUCAAGAGCUGCAGAUCAUCCAAAUGGACCAAAAUAUUCUCACAGGGAGUAUUCCACAGUCUUUGAGCAAUCUGAAGAGCUUAGUGGUGCUCAACAUUUCACAUAACAGUUUGUCCGGAACCAUUCCGACACCACUAAGUGAUAUGCAAUAUCUCGAACAGUUGGAUCUCUCGUACAACCAACUGCACGGGGAAAUACCACAAAAUGGAGUAUUUGUUAUUUGGGUGACUUUGGCAUUGCAAACCUCGUGUGUAAUUCAAACUCAACAUCAGUUGGACAUUCCAGUUCAGCCUCAACUUCAGAUAGCCCAAUCGGAUUGAAGGGAACUAUAGGAUAUAUUGCCCCAGAGUAUGCUCAAACUGGCCAAGCAUCAACCAAUGGGGAUGUUUUCAGUUUUGGAAUAGUUCUUCUAGAGAUGUUGAUAGGUAAAAGACCAACAGACCCUAUGUUUGACAACGAACUCAACAUUGUCAAUUUCGCAGAGAGGAACUCCCCAGAUCAGAUAUUAGAAAUCAUUGAUGCUCACCUACAAGAAGAAUGCAAGGGAUUCAUUGGUGCAUCAGCGGAAGCAGGAGACUUGGUAUAUCAGUGCUUGGUGUCCCUUGUGCAAGUAGCUCUAUCUUGCACGCGUCUGUCUCCAAGAGAGCGAAUGAACAUGAGAGAAGUAGCCAUUGCACGCAGCCAGAACAUCAUAUAUAUGUUGGAGCAACCAAGCGAGAGCAAGUUAUGCCACGCUAGAGUGAUUUGGUAAUUGACAUCGAACUUGUCAGGAUUUAACUCGCGUUAUUUGCAACAUGUGCCAUCGAGUUUGUAUAAAUGAAUCGGUAUGAAUGAAUUAAGGUAAUUAUUUCAAA